GUGGAGGUCUUGCUCGUUCGCUGCUGCGCCGCUCAGAUCAAACUUGCUGUGUGGAAACUUUCAGGAACACCGUUUCAUGUCAAGUAGUUCAAAGUAAGCGCUGCUCGCCCGACUCUCCCGAUGUCCGACGUGGGAGAGGGAAGCGACGGGGGCGGCGGCGGGAGAGCCCAUCUGUCGGAGUCUCCCUCGCCGCCUCUGUCUGUCAGUCUUCCCCGAGGAUUGCCCUCCUCCCCGCGGCCCCUGGACUUCUUCUCCUCUGCCUCGCCGCUGCUGGGGGACACGGACCCGCCUUACCUCGCCUCCUCGGAGUGUUUGCACCCGUCUCCGGAGAGCCGGGAACUCGGGGGCUCCACUCACUUCACGCCACCAAAGUUCCGCCAGCGCGCUGCCGACACCGUCUCGACCUUCCUGUCGCGGYCAGAUGUGCGAGUAGACGCGGGCUACGACGAUGACCCGCUGCCUAAGUGGAGGGGACGGGUUUCGCCGAGCGCCGAGCUGCUUCAGCACCGCGGACAGAGGCUCCACAGGACUCCGGAGCUCUCGGACCACGGGAACCACCACUCUGCCGAGCACGACACCGAGUUCAACUCCGACACACGGCAAUCGGUGGAAGCCAUGCAUCGCCGACACACCACGCUGAGGGAGAAGGGGCGUCGCCAGGCAGUGCGAGGUCCUGCUUAUAUGUUUAAUGAGCGUGGCUCCCCACUCACUGCRGAGGAGGAACGGUUCCUGGAUGCUGCCGAGUAUGGGAACAUUCCUGUGGUKCGCAAAAUGUUGGAGGAGUCGAAAACUCUAAAUUUCAAUUGUGUGGACUACAUGGGCCAGAAUGCCUUGCAGCUGGCGGUGGGUAAUGARCAUUUAGAGGUGACUGAGCUGCUGCUUAAGAAGGAUGGCUUGGCCAGGAUUGGGGAUGGCCUCCUUCUGGCUAUCUCUAAAGGUUACGUUCGAAUUGUCGAAGCCAUUCUCGCCCAUCCCGCUUUUGGUGGAGGUCUCCGGCUGGCUUUGAGCCCCCUGGAGCAGGAGAUGCGAGACGAUGUCUUCUAUGCAUACGAUGAAGAUGGGACGCGCUUUUCACAUGACAUCACUCCCAUCAUCCUGGCAGCUCAUUGCCAGGAGUACGAGAUCGUUCACAUCCUCCUGACGAAGGGGGCUCGCAUCGAGAGGCCUCACGACUACUUCUGUAAGUGUUCGGAAUGUGUGGAGAAACAGAAGAAAGACUCGUUCAGCCACUCGCGCUCCAGGAUGAACGCCUAUAAGGGCCUGGCCAGUGCAGCUUACCUGUCGCUCAGCAGUGAGGACCCCGUUCUCACUGCCCUUGAGCUUAGCAAUGAACUGGCAAGACUGGCCAACAUCGAGACAGAGUUUAAGUUUGUUGCUCAUCCCAACUGCCAGCAGCAGCUGCUGACUAUCUGGUAUGAGAACCUGCCCGGCCUGAGGCAGCAGUCCAUUGGAGUGAAAUGCUGGACAGUGCUGGGGGUAACAAUAGGUCUUCCCUUCCUGGCUGUCGCCUACUGGAUAGUGCCAUGUAGCAAGGUAUGAUUUGGUCUGAAUGUAAGGAGAUCUGGAGCGACGGCCCCAGGGAGUACAUCAUGCACCUAUGGAAUGUUCUGGACUUUGGCAUGUUGUCCAUCUUCGUGGCCUCCUUCACGGCACGCUUCAUGGCUUUCCUCAAGGCAUCCAAAGCCCAGCAGUAUGUAGACAUGCAUGUACCAGAUGAAGACCUCAGCAACGCCUCACUGCCUGAUGAAGUGGCUUACUUUACAUAUGCCAGAAAUAAGUGGCGCCCGUCCGACCCUCAGAUCAUCUCAGAGGGCUUGUACGCCAUCGCCGUGGUGCUGAGCUUUUCCCGCAUCGCCUACAUCCUGCCGGCCAACGAGAGCUUUGGCCCGCUGCAGAUCUCCCUGGGCCGCACCGUCAAAGACAUCUUCAAGUUCAUGGUCAUCUUCAUCAUGGUCUUCGUGGCCUUCAUGAUCGGCAUGUUCAACCUUUACUCGUACUACCUGGGAGCCAAGUACAACCCCGCCUUCACCACGGUGGAGGAAAGUUUCAAAACUCUUUUCUGGUCUAUCUUCGGGCUGUCUGAAGUGAUCUCAGUGGUGCUAAAAUAUGACCACAAGUUCAUCGAGAACAUCGGCUACGUGCUGUAUGGGGUUUAUAACGUUACCAUGGUGGUGGUUCUUCUCAACAUGCUCAUUGCUAUGAUCAACAGCUCGUACCAGGAGAUAGAGGAAGACGCUGAUGUCGAGUGGAAGUUUGCCCGUGCCAAGUUGUGGCUCUCCUACUUUGAUGAGGGUCGGACUCUGCCCGCCCCGUUCAACCUGGUUCCCAGCCCCAAGUCCUUCUACUACUUGGUGCUCCGCAUCAAGUCCUGUCUCAUAUGCCUCUGCAAAGCCAAUGGCCCUCACCGCAGUGAGGUGGAGAUGGGCAUGCUGAACUCGCAGGGCAAGGAUGAACGCUUUAGGUCUUACGCACGAUCAGGGGAAGAGUUCGUCCAAAGGAAAGCCAGACAACAUCCAACCAGAUAUCAGAAGAUCAUGAAGCGGCUGAUUAAACGUUAUGUGCUGAAAGCUCAAGUGGACAAGGAGAGCGAUGAAGUCAAUGAGGGCGAGCUGAAGGAGAUCAAGCAAGACAUUUCCAGCCUCCGCUAUGAGCUCCUGGAGGAGAAGUCCCAGGCCGCCGAGGAGCUGGCGCUGCUCAUCCAACAACUCGGCGACAAGUUUGGCAAGAACACCAUGAGACACUGACAGGUCCUGCAUUGGCGGGGAGGGAGGGAAGGAGGGUGAAGGUGGGGCCAGCAGGUAUUUUAUUUUUACAACCUCGGUAAAAGAGAAGACAUAAUGCUAAAGCAGGAUGUUUGUGUGAAUGGACAAGUUGAGAGUAUAACCUAAAAGGUACAUUUCGCUAAGCUAAACCUAAGUGCUUUGUUUGUGCAAUGACCAAUUAGAGAGGAAUGCAAAAACUGCAAGUGAGCGUGAGGUUAAACCUGUCAGAGGUGAAGUAAACUCAACUGGAGGGACUUUGUGUUGACGCUUCCAUUUUAAUUAAAAGAGAAGAGGAAAGUGAUGACGAGGCAGGAGGAGGAGAAGUAUGAGGAGAUAUGAAGAGGCACCACAGGGCACGGGGAGCGAUGCAGUGCAGCAAUGAGAAGCCCCCGCAUCCACUGCCAGGAGAUAUCAGCGUAUCAUCGAGUCGGAGGAGGGAGGCGAACCCAGCGAGGAGAAGCGAGACACGCAGAGAGUGGCUGAAGAGGGAUGAGUGAGAACGAUAUACCUCAGAGUGCCGCCCGUUAUUCACAUCGGAGAGGUUUGCUUCUGUGUUUCCACUUAGCCAGAGAAAUCUGCGGUGCCUGUCAAGAUAAUGCACAYGCACCUUUAUACGUCAGGCUGUCUAAUUAAUGCAGUUCCAGCCCUUCAUGCACAACCCGUGAUGGGAGGCAGAGACUUCAAGAUCAGCAGGAAAGUCUGAUUCAUGCACUUACUGUAAGUGAAAGUAUGAGUAAGUGACACCGAAGGUCCAAAUCACAUGAAGAACUUUGUGUUUUUGUGACAUUAACAGAGCAUAUAAAUUAUAAUAAAAGGGGAAAAAAUUAAAGUAGCUAUGAAAGCCCUUUAGACAGCUUCUUUUUUUUUAAUCACCGAGCUGUUGUAGAUGUUCUCCUGGCUAAGUGUAUCCUAAGACUGAAAUGGUGUUAAGAACUUCUGCUAUGAGCUGAAAAAUCUAGAAAUUAAAUCGAUAAAUUUGUGUUUUGAUCAUCAACAAUAGCUAUGUUUACAUUCACAAAAUUCUUUUAUCAGAUUGAAAAGUAUGCUGAUUAAAUCAUUUGWAUGUAUCAUUUAUAUCGGCACAAAAUUAACUAAUCUAAUCAUGAUGAGUGUUUACAUGCACCAGGCUUUUAUUCAGAACAGAAGUACUGACAUGCUAGUGGUGCAACGAUGCAGAGAAAUCACGAUUCGGUUCGGUUUGAUACUUUAGUGUCACAGUUUGAAAGAGAAAUUUCCAUGCCCUUCUUUACUUGUAAUUUAUUGGAAUUAAUUACAAAUAUUUGUUUAACCUCAAAAGUACCGUUUUUUUAAUUAAACGUUGCUGAAACUUCAAGUUUCUCUGUGGAUCAGAGCUCGACAAUACAGCCUAGGUGGAGUAGUUGAAUGCCGAUCCACUGAUCCUUAACACAGAGCAUCUUUAGAAGACAAGUUGCUCAAAUACAAUUUUAAAAUGUGUAUUGAUUGAUGUACUGAACCUAAAUCACUGUAUUCAACAGUUCAAUACAGAUGCAUGUACUGCUGCACCCCAUGACAUAUGCAGAGUUUGUAAAUGUUCCCUAAAAACACAGAAGUUCUACUUCCAUGAUGAACAGAAACAAACAUUAAAAUAAACUCUGAGAGAACUCUGUGUUCCUUCACKUUCGACCAUCAAGGCAUUCAGUAAUUUUGAGCUCUUUUAAAGUUUCYAAUAGAAAUGUAUCACUAACCAACUAAUUUAGCUUCCCUGACAUAUUAGCRUCUAACCAGGCGAAAAUAAUAGGUUGACAUCGGUCAGGUCCAUUUUCCACAACCAGUAUAACAUGAUCAGUUUACAUGCACAUCGUUUGGAUUAUCAAUCGACAAACCACCCCUCAUUCCAAUUACAAAUGUAUUUAGAUCGAGAUGAAUUUGAUCAAAAAUAUUCCAAGUAAAUGACACAUUUUUUUUCCUAUUGGUUGCUUAUUCCGAUUAUUCAUGACCAUGAAAACAUAGCUUGUGAUUUGGCUACAAAAGUUAGAUUUUCUUACCGAAGCUGUGAGGAGUCAUUUUAYAGUUUACAUCUGGAGACAUUCAGUAUUUGGCAUAGAGUACAGAGUUGAAACGUCAGCAGUGCAUUAACUGACAGAGCUAGCAGUGAUACGGGUGACAGCUGAAAGAGAGUUUUAACUAUGAGUGAAGAAUGAUUCCAAGAAAAUACACAAAUCAGUAAACUGCUAACAGGUCAACAAGAAAUGUGAUCAUUCCAGCUGUGUAAAAURCAUUUUGACCAAAACACACACAGUGUUCUUUUGCGUUCCUAUUUAUCUAACUGGUAUGCAGAAGGCAGCAGAGUUUUAGGUUUGAACCCAACUUUUUCUUGUGUUCAUGUGAAAUUUGCUGACAGGCACACAUUUCUUCGUUAUUGGACCAGCACUGGGGUGGUACUGUUMCGACUGAGAAGUGCAAUAACACAGAGGAAAAAUAGGAGUGAUAAUUUCAUCUCUGCUCCAGUAGYUAUUAUGAAGCCCUUUUUAGACAUGAACUCUUUAAUUAAUCUGAGGGUAACUGAAUGUUAUGUUUGAAUAAGCACCCUGAUGAUUUCUGAAACCAUAAAAAUGWAUUUCUUGGUUGGAUUUAAUAAUUAAGCAUCACUAUAAGGUGGGAACUUUAUGCGCACACAAAGCAACACUACCUAGAGUACCAGAUUUGGGAUUGAAACCAGCAGAGUUUUCUGCACCUUUUUAAUGAUAAAUCAAUGUUUUUCUAGAGCUGAAGUCAUUAACGCCAGUCUAAAGAAAAGCUCAUGAAAAAGAAGCCAGUCUCACUCUUUUUCCAACAUUUAAAAAUGUAAUAAAUUGAACUGCCUCAAUCCACCUGUGUACAAUGUUUCAAAUGAUAUCAGUUGUUACAGCAACACAUCUCCACAUUAAGUUUUUGUCAUUCUAACUGUACUUUGAGUUGUCAAAUUUGGUGAAAAUGACAAGAAUUGAAGACUUACUGAGGCUUUGUCKUUUAUCACCCUGAGCAUGUCUGAAUGAUGGAAUUAGGUCAUUAGCUGUUGUCCAAAUGACAGAAGGCAGUCACUUCAAUAAAAAAAGAUAAAGCCAUAAAAGGGUAAAGUAUCUGACAGCCUAUGGAAAGUAAUUAUACAGAGUAAAACCCCCUUUUUGUUGUUGUUUUAUGAUUCAGUUUUGUCAAUCUCAGUCGUCUCAUUUCUCAGUGCCUGUUAUUUGUGCAGUGGUGCGUGUUAAGUGUUGUUUACAAGAAGAAAAGUCACUCUGAUUUCCAUCAGUCCUCUACUUACAUCCAUUUCACUCAGUCCUUCAAACGUGGUCUCAAAGCUUUGCAAUGUGACUUUCAAGGCGUGGGGGGAGGGGAAUUUGGGACACCGUUUGGAAAAUCACAAACACUGUUCCAAAUUUGUAGCAUUAUUCUAAUCGUUAUGGCUUUCUCACCUCWCACUCAGAGGUAUCAUUCAUACAUCAGCCAGUCAAGACUUUAGUAAACCUGUUUUUUCAACACUGUUGCCACACUUUUAAUAUCAGCUGGAGCAUGUCAGUGAAUAUUUCAAUUGCUAUAUUUUUUGUCACAUUACAGUCAUUUCCAUCGCAGUCUAAGAUCUCAAGUUAAAGAUAACAUGUAUUUCAUUGAUUUAUUACCACAACAACUAUGUUACUUUAAGUAUGUUGAGGAUGCUAUCAAAUGUUCUUUAGUUCUCAAAGGACCAGAGACGGUUACUUCUCCUAUUAAGACAUUUUAAGGAGAGUUAAUUAUUAACAAUAAAUGGGAUACACUAACUUGCUGCCACUCAGCAAGAAGGUCAUAGGACCGCCUCCUUGCCUUUCUGGGUUUUCUCCAGUUUCCUGCCACAAACCAAAAACAUACAUAUUAGAUUCAUUGGCAAAUCUAAAUUGUCCCUAGGAGUGAAUGAUUGUUAGUUUUGGUUGUCAUGUCCCUAUGAUGGACCACUGUGUCUCACACAGUUACUGCUGGACAUGGGUACCAGCUCCACACAACCCAAGAAGAAGUAGCAUGUAAAGAUAAUAGAUGGAUGAAUGGAUGGGUAAUACAACUGAGUAUAAUGGUGGCCCSCAAAGGCCCAGUUGUAAUAAACUUCAAUGUUUUCUGUUUAACUUCGACUAAACCCGAAAUAUACAUUGUUCCUCAUCUCACUGCUACGGCUGAGCACCACUAAGAAACCAUAACUGAGCUCUACAUGGUAUUUUGUGCAUAGAAACAUUUUAACACGUCCUCUUAUAAUCACUGAAARUACAAUGUGUAUGAUUGACUACAUGUGAAAUAAAAUACAUGUGAAAUACUUUAAAAAAUAUAAAUAUGAGUUUUACU
This is a messenger RNA of Austrofundulus limnaeus, 7067 nucleotides long. It is a transcript of the gene trpc7b, whose product is annotated as transient receptor potential cation channel, subfamily C, member 7b. Gene Ontology annotation, cellular component: cation channel complex; plasma membrane. Lineage: Eukaryota; Metazoa; Chordata; Actinopteri; Cyprinodontiformes; Rivulidae. Gene Ontology annotation, molecular function: protein binding; inositol 1,4,5 trisphosphate binding; store-operated calcium channel activity. The record is from RefSeq and is a predicted model, not a curated record. Gene Ontology annotation, biological process: single fertilization; regulation of cytosolic calcium ion concentration; calcium ion transmembrane transport.